Molecule: messenger RNA, 1320 nt
Organism: Microsporum canis CBS 113480
Lineage: Eukaryota; Fungi; Ascomycota; Eurotiomycetes; Onygenales; Arthrodermataceae
Product: TOXD
Exons: 3
Coding region: 1-1320 (439 amino acids)
Biological process (GO): secondary metabolite biosynthetic process
Molecular function (GO): FAD binding
Source: RefSeq, a predicted model, not a curated record
AUGACCUCAAACCUCGUCUCCACGGCUGGAGAAGCCCCAAAUAUUGCCAUUGUUGGCGGUGGUCUAAUUGGAGUUAUGCUUGGUCUCGGCCUCUCACAUCGCGGGAUCCCCUUUACUAUCUACGAACGCGCUUCUCACUGGCAUGAGAUUAGUGCCGGUAUCGCCCUGACCGGUAUUGCACAUCAAAGUAUGCAGAAACUCCAUCCAGGCAUCCUCCCUGCGCUUCGUCGAGUCGCAAAUCCCAACCAUUUCAGCUUUUGGGACGGUUUCCAUCCCUCAACCAGGGAGGCAGGCCAAGCCCCUGAGGCUCUCUACUUUUUGCUAGAUGGUCCUGGAACUGAUUAUUGGUGCUGUAUGAGGUCUCAAUUUCUCAGCGAGUUGGUUGCUCUGCUCCCCGAGGGAUCUACCCACUUCAACAAGGAGCUCGAUAGUUAUGUAGACGAGCCAAGUCACCGACAGGUAGUUUUGCAGUUUACGGAUGGAACUACUGCCGAAGCGGAUGUUUUACUCGGCUGUGAUGGCAUCCAUUCACGGACCAGGCAGCUCCUUUUCGGGGAAGAUAACCCGGUAUCACACGCUAGUUUCACUCAUCAGCUGGCUUACCGCGCAACUGUCCCUAUAUCUGAAGCAAUGGAUAUAUUGGGUGAGGAGAAAGGAGGCAGCGGUUUCUGUGUUCACAUUGGUCCAAACGCUUAUGUGCCAUCCUAUCCCAUGCUGAAUGGGGCCGAGAAGAUUCUCAAUCUAGUGACAGUUAUCUAUACUCCAGAGCCAUGGUCUCAUGGCCAAAAAAUGGUAGCCCCAGCAACCCACGAGGAAGUUGCCAAAGUCUUCGAAGGUUGGAGCCCCCAUGUCUGUGACCUCAUUUCUAAAUUUCCUGAAAAGCUCAUGAAAUGGGGUAUCUUUGACAUGGCUGACCACCCGGCACCGACAUAUGCCAGAGGUCGCGUCGCCAUCCUUGGUGACGCUGCUCACGCCAGCACACCAUUCCUCGGUUCCGGUGGAGCCAUGGGCAUAGAAGAUGCACUGGCGAUGGCGUCCGCAAUGCAUGAUGUCAGUAAAACUACACCAAGUACUAUGUCCAUCCCCGCUGCACUACAGGCAUUUAGUGCGGUACGGCUGGAAAGAUCACGUUGGUUGGUACAGAGUUCGCGGGAGAUGGGCGUUAUAUUCCAGUGGCGAGAUUCUUCAGCUGGCAAUGAUGGCACGCGGUUUAGGGAGGAGGCCGAGCAUCGGAUGAAUGAGGUGUGGGAAUUUAAUGCUGGUGACAUGGUUGACCAGAUCCGAGCGGAGUUUGAGCAGAGGGUAUCUGCAAAAGUUUAA